AUGGACUCGAUAAAACAAGCGCUGGUAUCGUUGGGUGAGCAGCCUCGCGUUGUGUCUGCGAUGUCGUAUGCGAGCGCGCUACUAGAGACAGCGUUGCAAAAGACCCAAACCAGUGAAUUCCAGACCGCAUGCACUGUCACAGCGGUCGGAGCAUUGCUGCUGGCGGUUGCGUUGCGCAGAACUCCUAGAAGCAGAAAACGGGGCAGCCGGAAGCAGCGCGGUGGGCAAAGCUGCGCGCAGGGCGCCGCGUUGAAAUCACGUCCAAAAUUGAGCCUCAAAGAACAAAUCGACGCCGUUUACGCGAAAUACAUGGACGAAUACAAGACUGGAUUGCACCAGUUACUGGAAAACUAUGACCCUGCGCGCGAGAAGGACCAGUAUCAGCGUAAGUAUUACAACGAGAUGUUGUUGAAGCUUCUGAUUGAAUUGGACGGCGUGGAUCUCGUGGAUCUGCCCGCUGAGGAGAAGGCGGCGUUGAAGGAGAAACGGAAGCAGACUAUCAAAGAAAUACAGUCUGAGUUGAAGAAAUUGGACGCUCUUAAGGCCUGA
Molecule: messenger RNA, 549 nt
Organism: Lachancea mirantina
Lineage: Eukaryota; Fungi; Ascomycota; Saccharomycetes; Saccharomycetales; Saccharomycetaceae
Source: the annotation of a GenBank genome assembly